This is a messenger RNA of Acanthosepion pharaonis, 540 nucleotides long. The record is from the annotation of a GenBank genome assembly. Lineage: Eukaryota; Metazoa; Mollusca; Cephalopoda; Sepiida; Sepiidae.
AUGAUUUCUUUUUCUUUCUUUCUUUUUUCUUUCUUUCUUUUUUCUUUCUUUUUCUUUUUCUUUCUUUUUCUUUCUUUUUCUUUUUCUUUCUUUUUCUUUCUUUAUUUCUUUCAUUCACAUUUGAUUUCAUUUCAAAAUUUCUUCAUUUUCUUUCUUCGACCCCAUUAUAUCUUUUCUUUCUUUCUUUUUCAUUUCUUUUUCUUUCUUUCUUUUUCUUUCUUUUUUUCUUUCUUUCUUUCUUUCUUUCUUUCACAUUCAUUUUUACAAUUUAUUUCUCCGUUUUCUUUCUUCAACCCCAUUAUAUCUUUUCUUCCUUUCUUUUUCAUAUAUUUUUCUUUCUUUCUUUCUUUCUUUCUUUCUUUCUUUCUUUCACAUUCAAUUUCACAAUUUAUUCCUUCAUUUUUUUUCUUCAACGCCAUAAUAUUUUUCUUUCCUUCUUUCUUUCUUUACAUUGUCUUUCCACCUGUUUUUCUUCCCUUUUCUUUCUUUCUAUCUUCUUUUUCUCUCACACAUUUGACUUUUAUCUUAAUUUCACAAUAA